AUGAAAACGAGCGGAGACCAGAGCGGCUACCCGGAGGCUGACUCGUCGCAGCCUUUAAUCAACCUGUGGAAUAAGACGAUCCCCGAGCUGGAAGCCAUCGCACAGCCUUAUGGAAUCUUCGUACAGAAGGUCGGAAAUAGUCCGAAGAAGGUCGAGCUAAUCGCUCUGAUCUUCAUACGGCAAAUGCAAAUCACGGAUGCGACACGGGAUCACAUACUCCCCAGCAUCAUGACCGCCUGCAAGGGCAACAAGGAGUCAACCGCGUCGUUAGCUAGGCGAUUACGGCUAAACCCGCCCGACGUCCAAUAUCGAUGGGUCACGAUGCAGCAGAUCCUUGCUCGCUACCGCAGAAAGGAGCUCCGCGCCGCUGACCGAGCCGGCCGCUACCGCCAAUCUCUCCCCGAUGUCGAUGUGGACGACGAUCUCGGCGGAGCGCCGCGGGGACGCACCCUCCCACUAAAGCAUCGAAGCCUCUUCGAAACACCAACCAAGCUCUCGGGCGACGAUAGCCAAAAAUCAAAACACCGUGGGAACUCACCGCCCAACGUCGAAGCCGGCCUUGCGUUAUUGCCCUCCCUGGAGUCUCCGGGCCGUCGCAAUACCUCGCCGCUUCGAAGCCGUAUCGGGUUUCCCUUGUUCGGCCUGGGAGAAGACUAUGGAGCAAGCUUAUCGGAACCUAGGUCGCUCUCCCGCAAUAGUGAACGCGCUGAGCUCCAGUCAACUAGGUCCGGCGACAGAGGAGGACGCGCGAUGGCCGCCGAGAAUCCCGAAUCUCCUCUGCACGAGAUCACGCCUCAUCCGAUCCGAGACAUCGCAGGAAAGCAGCGCGGAGCGGGCAUGGGGAAUCCCGAACGUCUACUACCGUCCUCAGCCUACGACGUUCUUAGUGCGAACUCUAUAAGCCUGGUAAGCGGGGAUAAGGCUGGCGCUCGAUCGCCCCCCAUCCAGUCUUCACCUCAUCACUCUCGCGCGCCAGAAAACGGGGACGACUUAUACCCGCGCCGUAACGCGUUCGGGACAAGGGAUAUCCUCGAGGCGAUGGCGGGUAUCAAAGACGAGUUGGACGAUUGGGAGGAAGAUACUGCGGUCGACCGCAAAUUUUCGGAGCCGGACCUCCACGAUCGGAUCCGGGAGCUGUACGACGGGUUGAUGGAUUGUUUUGACGAUCGUUCAGAAAUUAAGCUCGAGGCGAUCUUCGACGCGGCGGCGGAGAUUGGCAAAGAGUUGGACGCCUGGGAGGGGGAUAUGGGGGUCGAUCGUCAAAUUUUGGAAUCGGACCGCCGCGAUCGGAUCCGGGAGCUAUGCGACGGGUUAAUAGAUUGUUGUGAUAGAGUUGUUUAA
Molecule: messenger RNA, 1341 nt
Organism: Annulohypoxylon maeteangense
Lineage: Eukaryota; Fungi; Ascomycota; Sordariomycetes; Xylariales; Hypoxylaceae
Exons: 2
Coding region: 1-1341 (446 amino acids)
Source: RefSeq, a predicted model, not a curated record